This is a messenger RNA of Maniola jurtina (meadow brown), 8093 nucleotides long. It is a transcript of the gene raskol, whose product is annotated as ras GTPase-activating protein raskol. Gene Ontology annotation, biological process: regulation of GTPase activity. Bases 634 to 5985 code for a protein of 1783 amino acids. NCBI's taxonomy places the organism in Eukaryota, Metazoa, Arthropoda, Insecta, Lepidoptera, Nymphalidae. The record is from RefSeq and is a predicted model, not a curated record. The transcript is spliced from 17 exons.
AGUUAUUGUAAUGUGGAUCCAAGUUACUGUAACUUUAUAAAGCUCGUCAAAGCUUCGUUGCCGCGCCAAGAAUCGGCAUGGCAUAAACUUGGUCACCGAACAUAGCCGACUUCAGCCGAGUCGGAUCGAAGCUUUCAAACAUGGCAGCGGGAGCGCUCACCGCUUGUCAACAAAGUUACUCGAGUCUACUUCGGCUCGGUUGCCGCGCGUUCGCGUCCUGCAUUUUCUUUACGAUAAUAAUUUUUCAUUUAGUAAAGUAAUAAUAGGUUUUUUUAGUAAGAGUUGAUAUUUACUUUGUGGUGAAAGUGAGUGAAUUGUUGUGUUGUGAAAUCAGUUUUGUGUUUUGGAGCUUUUAUUGCAAAAGUGCUUUUUGUUGGAAUAUUUUCUGCCCAUGGAUGAAUAUUAUAUUUUUGCAAAUAACGCCUGGGCAAAUAUUCCAACAAGUAAUUUUAUAGAUCCUAUUCUGGAAAAGCUUGUGAUGUCGAAAUGUCCGUGUAUUAGUGGUAGUAAAGUGUCAAAUGAAAUUGUUGAAGAUUAAUCAGAAGUUAAAGUGAAACGAAUGGCAGUAGCGAUGCGACGACUCGACAGCGCAAAGGGCUAAAUGCCGUAACGGGGCAUGUUUCCGCCAUCAACAUGACCAGCAUGUCUCGGACCCUAUCACCGGACACUUCGGCCACCUGCGAUGAGCAGGGCAGGCGCCGCUCCGUAUUUUAUGUCCCAUUGUUCGAAAGCUUUGACAAUUAUUUACCGUUGACACCUGAAGAAAAAGAUGCUAUCAUAUGUGGACUGAACAUAGACGAAGUACCCGCAAAAAAUAAACGAAAUCUUUCAUCAGAAUUUGGCGGAGUCAUACCACGCAAUGAUGCUUUUUUGAAUGGCAGUGAAAGCGAUAUAACUGAAAGACGAUAUCGACGUCCUUUAUCGUCGAGAAUGAGUUCCAACGAAGCGCUGUCGAGAAGAGACCGAUGCGAUCUCACGAGCCCGAGACUCGUUGCCGAGAGUAGUCUUAUAAGGCAUUCGAAGCCGAGAUUACGAAGCACAACGUCUUGUGAGCCACGAUACGAUAGAAUAUAUUCCCCAUUAGGUGCAUCGUCGAAUAAACUAAACAGCUCUACAUCAAGUAUUACUGCGCGAUUGCCAUCUAAACAUCCUAUACGCAAUUCUAACUUAUCCCUUAUACCCGAUGCGCCGAAACUAAUAUCACCCGCUAAGGAAAAAUCUAAAACCUUGCCCCAAAAUAUCAAUACUCCAUCGCCAAUAAGAGGGAGUAGUAGUUCAUCAUCUAUUUUUAAAACUCCCAAAAUAACCGUAACUCCUGACAGUCCGAAUAAGAGCCCUGGGAAAAUGUCAGGACUAAAUUUUAUUCGGCGAUCACGGAGUACAAAAUUGUCAAGAAGUAAUUCUUUGCUUCGGAGUAUUACUGCCAGGCAUAUUGAAGAAGGGCUGGACGAUACUGUUGCUGUGGUGACGGAUUUAUCCGAAGAUUAUGAUAAGUUUGUUGAUGACAAUGGAGGUGAAAAAGAAGUUAUCGGUGCUCUUAUAAAGAAAAAUGAAGAGCAGGUUGCAAAUAGUCCUCUCAGCUUACGAAGGGCUUACCUCGAUGUUGAUGAUGACGUCGCUGUACAUUCUGACACAUCCUACGAGAAGGCAUGUCGGCGCGGUUCUGCCCCCAGUACGCCGGUGCCGGGCGCGCAGGCGCAGCACAGCCCGUCGCGCCUCGCCUCCUUCUUCUUCUCCAAGAGGUCCUUCCGAAGCAACCCGCUCAAGCGGACCAAGUCCGCCACCAAGCUGGAGAGGGAGCGAGCUGCGGCGGCGGUGCCGACUCACCCGGCUUCGCAUGCUUUACGAACCUCAAGAUCUCAUGAAAGUCUUCUAUCAGCGCACUCACCGGCUGUAUCCACGAUGGAUCUCGGACCACCUAAUCAGGUGGAAAUUCGCGCAUUACACUCAUCGGUAUUGGGCAGGCCCCACUGCUUCGCUCUAAGCGCAGAAAACCGCGCACCGCGUUAUUUUGCGUGUGCGUCGCGGAAGGAGCGCGAUCGAUGGAUCUACAGUUUAAGACAAGCGGCGCGGCCGGACGAGAUCCGCACGCGACGCUGCGAGCGGACGGUCAAGUUGUGGCUGCUGGAAGCUAAGGCCAUCCCGCCCAAGAAACGAUACUAUUGCGAAAUCCUCCUCGACGAUACUUUGUAUGCGAGGUCGUCGUCGAAGCUGAAGUCGGAGCUGUGCUUCUGGGGCGAGGUGUACGAGUUCGGCGGCCUGCCUGCCGUGCGCGCCAUACAUGUCAACGUCUACCGAGAACCAGAGAGGCGAGCGCGCAAGCGGGACAAACACGCCCUAGUUGGUACAGUACGUAUCCCGGUCGACGACGUGUCGUCGCGCUACCUCAACGAGCGCUGGUACCCGGUGAGCGAGGGCGACAAGCCGCAGUCGCCGGGCCGCGCGCCCGCGCCGCUGCCCGCGCUGCGCAUCAAGUGCCGCUACCAGUGCGUGGACGUGCUGCCGCUCGACCACUACGCGCGCUUCCUCGACUACCUCAAGAAGAACUACCGCCGCCUCUGCGAGUACCUCGAGCCCGUCAUAGGAGUGAAGGCGAAGGAAGACAUCGGCUGCGCGCUGGUGCUGUGCAUGGCGGGCGCGGGGCUGGCGCCGCGCUACCUGGCCGACGUGGUGGCGCUGGACGUGCGGCGCACGGGCGACCACUCGCUCACCUUCCGCGGCAACUCGCUCGCCACCAAGAGCAUGGAGGCCUACCUCAAGCUGGUCGGGGAUCAGUAUCUGCAGGACACUCUCGGGGAGGCAGUGGCCGCGGCGGCGGGAUCGGGCGCGACGGACUGCGAGGUCGAUCCGCUGCGAGCCGGCAGUGGCGCGGCGCUGCGGCGCCAGCAGUCCGCCUUGCGCGACACCGUGACGCUGGCGUGGCGCGCCAUCGCUGCCUCUGCUCCGAGGUUCCCUCCUCCACUGAGAGACUGUUUCGCCACGUUCCGCGAGAGGUUAACAUCAAUGGGUCGAGAAGAUAUAUCAGAUAACCUGAUCAGUGCAUCCAUCUUUCUCCGUUUUCUAUGUCCCGCAAUUCUCUCUCCAAGUCUUUUUGGAAUAAUUCACGAAUACCCCAACGAGCGCGCGGCGCGCAACUUGACGCUCGUGGCGAAGACGUUGCAGACGCUGGCCAACUUCACACGCUUCCAGGGCAAGGAGGCCUUCAUGGAGUUCCUCAACGACUUCCUCGAGCAGGAGGCGCCCAACAUGAAGGCCUUCCUUAGAGCCAUCUCCACGCGACCACAGGACCAGCAACAUCAACAGUUGGUCCAGUCGCAACAGCAACUAGAUGGCAGCAAGCGCAACUCCUCCGCAUCGCAAGGCUCCACGGCGGGGUCGGAGGGCUCUAGGAACGAGGCAGCCGUGGAAGCGGACCCGGAGUGGGCGCCGCACGUCGACCUCGGCAAGCAGCUGGCCACGCUGCACGGCCUGUUGGCCGACAGCCUGCCCAAGCUGCCAGCGGGGAAAAUACAGGAGUUGGACCCACUGUCUGAAAUUUUGGAGGAUUUAAGCAAAAGACUGAUGAGUAACGACAAUGGACCACCUGCACCAAUGGGUGAAAAUAUCUUCAGAUUUAACGAUCCAACGUGCAACACGCCGGCUAAACCGAACGUAGAGGUUCCAGUGAAUGGUCCAAUUAAUAAUAACUUUGCGCACAGUUCACCCAUCAUGAACAAACACGGGGUUCAAUUCAACAUCAGUCCAUCGAAGUCCAACGCUGAGGAAUCUAAGUACAAAGGGUCGUAUGCGACUGUUUCUAAAUCGCCCAGCUUUAAUUUACGCUCAGCGACGCUUCCGAGAAACGGAUACGGGUCGAGCCCAGUCAAUCAGAACGUUAACCCAGACAGAUAUAGCUCUCAGUACAACAAUCAGGAACAUUGUGUUAAUCUAAAGGUCGUACAGAUCGGUUUCGGCUCUGAUCAGUAUCCCAAAGGCAUCAGCAACGGUAUGAACGAAAGCUUAGAGAGAAGGUUCCAGGAGAGAUACAAACCUAAUAACUUUAACCAGCAACAAACUCAUUAUCACAAUUCAAAUUAUAACAGCACCGAAAGAUCUCCGAGCAGCGAUAGCAUCAACCAUAACUAUUGCGCUAACGAUUUGCAGAACAUCAUAAAAGAAACUUCAACGCUAGACGAAUUGUCAGAUCUCUUGAAGUAUGCCGAUGAUUCUGAUAUAGUCGAUGAAAAGAUCAUGAAUAAGAAAAAUAUGUCACAGUCGAAAUCCAAUAACAAUAACGUUAUUAAUGGAAACAAACAUUCUUACACAAACAACGGCUCAAAUGUGUCCAUCAGUGGGUUGUCGAAUGUCGCGAGCUCCGGAUACCAAAGCAUCGCAACGUACAGCCAAAGUUCUAGUCCCAUCGAAAAUACCACUCAUCACCAUCAGCCCUACGAGAACGGCGGGCAACCCAUGAGCCGCUACUCGCAGCUAAACUACCAAAAACAGAGAGAGAAGCAGUAUUACGAUAGCAAAAACGAGAAAUUUUAUCCAAAGAGUCCAGUGCAACAAAAAAUUGAGUACGAUAUUCAGAAAUAUGGGAUCCAAAACUUCACAACCGCCGACAACGUUCAAAGCAACACAAACGCCAAUACAAAAGUAGCUCCAUUAGUGUUCACAAACCCUGUCUACAAUAUGGAGGAUAAUAAUCGACAGUCGCAGGAAAUCAAGAAAACCAAUGAAAACAGAAACUCUAAGCGAUGUCCGUGUAGCUCUUCCAGUUCAUCCAUCGAUGAGGAGGGUCUGAGCACAGACAACGUGGAGACGAACUCCGAAGAGGGUUCUACGAAUUUCAACAACGACAGUAGAAAUUAUGACCAACAGAAUCGCAACGCGGCCCACCGAAAACUCACCAGAGAUAACUGUAAUUACGAAGACAUGUACCAGCGGAGUAACAACCAAAACCACUCCCCUAGGAUUAGAGACGACGAAUCUUCCAGUAAUUCGCCAAGUUUAAGAAAAAGUAGCAAAACGAGAAUGCCCAGAACGAAUCCCAUGCUCUCUUACUCGACCAAUCAAAAUCAACUGAACUUGAAACAUUUCGGACAAAGAGGCGAGUCGUUAUACGAAAGCAAACCUCAUCAUAUCUCAACGGACUCCGGCUAUCCGAUGAGCAGAUCUGACUCCAACGUGGAGGAAGUGAACAAAGAGAUGUACCGGUUACAAAUCUCGCGGAGUCAAAAGGCCCUGUACAAUAUGGAGAACUUGAAAAAUUCGCCUGAAAAAUUUUCGACGGAAAGCUCGAUUCCGGAGAAGAAUUAUCCUUUGGACAGGACGUAUUCGGGAGCGAAAAUAUCCAGUAGUAGACUUAAUGAAGAUUUGGAAAGGCAUCAGGAGUAUUAUGGAGUUCGAGAGAAGAGGGAUUCUCCUUCACGUGUGUUCAGCCGGGAGUCUCACUCUAGUGAAGCGAGUGAACGGGCGCCGGUGAGGAGUGAGAGGGAGAUUCCUGCCAGAGACAAGUUGCAGCGACGGCUUAGCUUGGAGUCUGCGCGAGAGCUGACCGAGAGCUCGGAUGAAGUGGACGACACGCUGUACAGCACAACUGGCAGACGACGCACCAAGCAUCACAGAACCAUUGAACAGUAUGAACGUGAAAUAGAGAGGCUAAAAUGUUCCGUGGAACUCCUUCGAGGGCGUCUGGGUCCCACUGAUUCUGGCCAAGAUCACACAGAUGCGAAAAUGAAGGCUAUCAUAUCCAGAUUAAUAUGCGUAGAGGAAGAGUUAAGGCGAGAACAGCGCAAGAUGGCCGCCGCGCUAUCGCACAAACAGCGAGUGAUCGAGGCGCAAGAGCACCGCAUCGCAGCACUAGACGAGGCCAACACGCGUUUGCUGUCUGCGCUUGUGCACUUGCAGCAGCGGGCGCCCCUCCCCGCGCCCGCGCACCCCGCACCCCACAACCCCUCCCACUCCCCCCACUCGCAACACUCGCACCAAGAGCUGCAGAUAUGAAAGUGAUAGAUAUACUUCCAGGGGUAACCUGUUUGGUAUAACAUAGAAGCGUACGUGUAUAAAACUAGUGCGGAUAGGUCACUGACGCUUUAAAAGUGCGAACGUAAUAUACGCAAUACGCAUCCCAUGCAUAUGUAAGAGAAAGAUAUACUUUCAGAGAUAACCUGUUUCGUGUUUGUUAAAAAAUACAUAGUGAGCCUACGUAUAUGAAAUUUAGGUGAGGUCAUUAAGUGUGAACAUAUUAUACGCAUCCGAGCAGAUGAAAGAGAAAGAAAUAUGCUUUCAGAGAUAAUAAUAUAUUUGGUAGAACACCAUACUCCAGUGUCUUACGUAUCCAAAUUCCACGUGCUCGUACGAAGCGAUUCACUUCCUCGUUUCUUAGAACAUGGAAUGCCGUUCCGCUUUCCGUCUUCGCCGCUAACUACAACAAUAUUGGGAUUGGCAAUACAAUAUUGAGUUCUUCAAAAGCAGAGUGAAUAGGUAUUUUCUAGGCAAGCGCGCUCCACCUUAGGUUUCGUCAUCAGUUUGGAAUGACAGCAAUACAAGACAUGUCUAUUUAGUUUUUAAAAAAACGUUCAGUGCGCCUUCGUAAAUUAUCCAAACGUCGUGAGUGCCCACCAAAAAUCUCGCUCGUUAUGAUUUUCAAUACGAGUAUGCUUGAGAUAGAGAAACGUUGAGUGUUGUGAGGAUAUUGUACGAUAGUAAGUUUCCAUGACUGCCAACUUCCAUCAGCCCCAAAUUUCAAUAUAAGCUAAAGGCAUAAUGGAUUAUAACUGAGGAGGUUCUCGCGGUAGUGGAGCGGUGCGGGACGGGUAUGAUGUGAUGACGUGGCGCUCAGUGAUUCGUCAAUUUGUGACAACUGUCACCCUCCCGCACCGCUCCACUACCGCAGGAGCCUACGCAGUUAUGCGCUACCUAUAGCAUCUUUGUUAUUUCUUCUCAGACAUAUUUUUCUAAACUUCAUAUUUCGCUUUAUCGUAGUGCAGAGUUGAUAAUCUAAUUCCUUUAGAAUUGGCUGUUCAUUGCCCCUUUCACAUAUAUAAACAUUAAACACUACAAAAAUUUAUAUCUUAAAAACAUGACUUAUUGAAUAUUUUUUCAUGUAUAAAUUAAACUUUGGUAAUAAAUUUUUGCACAAACUUAUUUAUGUAUACGUCUUUAAUCGACGUGGCAUUAGCUACUUGCAUUUUAAACUGUUUUUUAUUAUUAAAUUUACUUGAUAAGCUUAUAAUUUUGCGUAUUUUGCAAUAAAUAAAUUGUUAUAAUAUGUAAUUGAGCUUUUAUCACAACGGUUUACUCUGCCAUUAUGUAUUUUUGUUAAUAAUUAUGUUGUUUCUUUAGUUUUAAUGUAAAAUGCUUUAACUGACAUUAACAUUUCGUUCUAUAUCAGUAUUUCGUAUGAUUAAUUCUGGUUUAGUAUUUUCACAAGUGACAAUGAUUGUUUUGUUUAUUUUUUGUAACAAUGAUACCAAAGACGUUGAAUAUCCCUUAAAUAAAUAAUAUGAUGUAUAUACUAGUCAAGAUUCAAGACAGAUUUUUGGAUAUUUUCUUGUGAAAAAGACAAUAAGUAACACGAGUAGGUCUCUUUAUCACUUGGCAACUAGUAAUUUUUGCUGACUCGGCGGUAUGUGCUUACAAGCUUCAUCAGAAAUCUUGACUAGUAUUUACACUGGUAUUUGACUAGAGUUGUAGUGGGAUAUUAGCACCCCCUGUUUUAAGCUCUAGCGUUAUAUUUUAAAGUGUUAUAGAUUUUAUAAUAAUGUAAGACUUGUAUAAUAAUAUUUUAGCAAAUAUGCCUAUUUGUAGGGAACCGAUAUCGCAAAGAGAAAUAUUUUUAAUACCUUUGAGUAUUAUAGUGUGAACGUAGAAUAAAAGUAAAAUUAUACCUAAUACCACCAUGAUUGAAUAAUUUUUGGGCAUUUCCGAAAUGCUUUGAACAAAUUCGACAUUCGUUUUGUAUGAAAUUAAUUUCAUGUAUUGCAAUUUAUAUUCGAUUCGACAACUUAGUUGUUUUUCAGUGAAAAAUUAUUUUUAGCCAUAACAUUGUAAAAUACCUGAAUAGGUAUAUUAUUAUAAUAUACUUAUCACAUUAAAUUAUGGAUUACGUA